AUUUGGCGAGUUUUGUGUUUAAAGAGGAAUUCGACAGUCGCGAGACUAUCGUCUGUAAAGCCGCGGUGUCGAUGCUGUAAAGAAAUGGAGGAAAACACGACCGAGUUGAAAGUCAAACCGAGAUUGUCUCGGUUUCCUUUAAGUAGAAUCAAAACAAUUAUGAAAAGUUCGCCUGACGUGUUGUUAUUGAGUCAAGAUUCCGUUUUCUUAAUCGCUAAAGCCGCUGAAAUGUUUGUGGAGUAUUUGGCCAAAGAAUCUUUUAAACUGAGUAAAGAUCGAGUGACCAUUGGUUAUAAAGAUCUUGCCGAAGUAGUCAAUUCCAAAGAGUAUUUGGAAUUUCUUCAAGAUAUCAUUCCGAGAAAAAUGAAAGCCAAAGAUUAUUGGGACAUCCUUAAAAGAGUAGAAGAAGAAGAAAAGAAUAGAGAACUCGACAUAUAAUUUAUUAUUUUGUUAUUUUAAACAUGCGAUAUUUGUUAUGCUUUACCAAAGCAACAUAUUGUAAAUAAGUUUUUGUUUUUUGUGUAUAUAUGUAUAUCGGUAUUUUAAUGAUUAAAUGUCUUUUAUAACAUGA
Molecule: messenger RNA, 571 nt
Organism: Centruroides sculpturatus (bark scorpion)
Lineage: Eukaryota; Metazoa; Arthropoda; Arachnida; Scorpiones; Buthidae
Product: chromatin accessibility complex protein 1-like
Exons: 3
Coding region: 85-438 (117 amino acids)
Cellular component (GO): CHRAC; nucleus
Molecular function (GO): protein heterodimerization activity
Source: RefSeq, a predicted model, not a curated record